Messenger RNA from Mustela lutreola (European mink), 1362 nucleotides. RefSeq names its product interferon-gamma-inducible GTPase 10-like. Gene Ontology annotation, cellular component: endoplasmic reticulum membrane. Gene Ontology annotation, biological process: cellular response to interferon-beta; defense response. The record is from RefSeq and is a predicted model, not a curated record. Gene Ontology annotation, molecular function: GTP binding; GTPase activity. Lineage: Eukaryota; Metazoa; Chordata; Mammalia; Carnivora; Mustelidae.
AUGGGUCAGUCCCUCUCUUCCACAUCCUCUUAUACAAAGAGUAGUGAUUUGGCCUCCAGCUUUGACAAGCUUUUUAAGAACUUCAAGCCAGAAAGCAAAAUCCUCUUUCAGGAAACCAUCGCAUUGAUUGAAACACGCCUGAAGGCGGGGGACAUUCCCAGAGUGGCUUCUGUAAUUAGUGAUGCAUUGAGAGAUAUCGACAUUGCCCCUCUAAACAUUGUUGUGACUGGGGAGCCUGGAACAGGGAAGUCUAGUUUCAUAAAUGCUCUGCGGAGGGUGAGGCAUGAUGAAGAAGGGGCUGCCCCCACCGGGGCAGUGGAGACAACCUUGGAGAGAAGAGCAUACAAAAACCCGAAACUUCCCAAUGUGACAUUUUGGGAUCUGCCUGGUAUGAUGACCACUACCUUUCAGCCACAGAAGUAUCUGAAGAAGAUGAAAUUUGGUGAGUAUGACUUCUUUAUUAUCAUCUCUUCUACAUGCUUCAAAAUUAAUGAUGCUCAUUUGGCAGAAGCAAUUAGAAGAAUGAAGAAUUUCUACUUUGUUCAAACUAAAGUGGACAGCGAUUUACAUAGUGCAAAAAUAAGUAAACCCAGCACAUUCAAUAAAGAUGAAAUCUUACAAAGGAUCCGCAGUGACUGUGUGGCUCAGUUGGAGAAUUCUAAUAUGGGUGGCACUCAGGUCUUCUUAAUCCCCAGCUUUGAUUUGUCUUAUUAUGACUUCCCACACCUGGAGACCACCUUUCUGAGGGCGCUCCCAGCCCACAAGCGCCACAUCUUCAUGCAAUACCUGCCGAAUGUUAUGGAGGCCGCCAUUGACCCUAAGAGGGAUUCCCUGAAACAGAAGGUCUGGCUGGAGGCCCUGAUGGCUGGAGCAUCAGCCACCAUCCCUUUCCUGGGUUUUAUCAGUGAUAAUGAUGUGGAGAAGCUGGAGGAGACUUUAACCCUCUACAGGUCUUACUUUGGGCUGGAUGACUCAUCCCUGGAAACCAUAGCCAAGGACUUGCAUGUGUCACCGGAGACCAAGGCAAACCUCACCUCUCCCCAUUUGCUAUCAGCUGAGAAGGGUGAUGAGUUAUUAGGAGAAAAACUGUUGAGAUAUGUGGAAAAAUUCUGCGCUGUUACUGGAGGACCCAUUGCCAGUGGUAUUUACUUUAGGAAGAUAUUCUACUUGCAAAAUUAUUUCCUUGAGACCAUGGUGAGUGAUGCAAAAGUUCUUCUUAAAAAACAAGUUAUUUUUAAGGACCCUGUUGACUCUGGGCAAUCCUAUCUACCUCAGGAUGUCAGGAAUGAAAGUGGGGAAAAUGAGCAGCCAGAUCCUGAAUUAUUCUCCGUAUUGGCAUGGCACGGGGACCUGGAAGGAUGA